Messenger RNA from Acipenser ruthenus (sterlet), 2804 nucleotides. Its product is annotated as transmembrane protein 161A. Bases 292 to 1728 code for a protein of 478 amino acids. The transcript has 12 exons. NCBI's taxonomy places the organism in Eukaryota, Metazoa, Chordata, Actinopteri, Acipenseriformes, Acipenseridae. The record is from RefSeq and is a predicted model, not a curated record.
CUGCCUCUGUGUUGCACUCUGUAAUGCAUGAAGGCUGCAUCUCCCUGCUGGACAGCAGACGCUGCUAGAGGGACGCUUCUUUAUCAAAGACUGCGCAAGUUACUGAUGUUUCAAGAGGAGCCGCCUCCAAAGCGGUCUCUCUUUGGGCUGUUCAGAAGUAGUGGCUGCCUGUGUGUGAUUUGAAAGUGCAGUGCUGUCCACCGUGAACAUUUCUAAUCACGGUCCUGGAGGGCUAUUCCAUUCCAGGUUUUACAGGGGUUGAUCGGGAUACAGCUGGUGGUCAGUCUCCUGAUGGCGAGCAUCAUGCAGAGACUGGCUCCUCACUGCUCCUUCGCUCGCUGGCUCAUCUGUAACGGCAGCCUGUACAGGUUCAAACAUCCUUCGGAGGGGGAGCUGUGUGCGCUGGCUGGGAAGCAGAUACCCAAGAACACCAAGAGAGAAAGGAGGCAGAAUGGAGUGUCGGAGAACAAACCGCUCACCGUGCCGAAAGACAUCGACCUGCAUUUGGAAGCGGCUCCUGUCAAAGCUAUGGACGCUCUGGUGCUGCGCUUCUUCCUGGAGUAUCAGUGGCUGAUUGACUUCGCUGUCUACGCCGCUGGCGUCUCCCUGUUCACGGAGGGAUAUUACUGCCUGGUGGACGGCAGCAAGGAGGUCAAUAUCGGGGCCAUCUGGUGCCUCCUGACCAUCGCGUUCUCCCUCAAGGUGCUCUUCACCCUGAUGAGUCACUACUUCCGCUCAGAGGAGGGCGGCGAGCGCUCGGUGUGCCUGGCCUUCGGCUUCCUCACCCUGCUGAUCGCAAUGCUGGUGCUGGUGGUGCGAGACGAGUACCUGGAGUUCGGACUGGAGCCCGGUUUCGCAAACUUGUUUGAUAACUUGGAGAUUUUCCUCAGACAGCAGGGAUGGGAGUGGUCGGUGCCCUUCACCAAGCUCACUGUCAAGCUGGGCCUGGCUGCUUUCUGCUCUUUCAUUGGUGCCCUGCUCGCCUUCCCUGGACUCCGAUUGGCUCAGACCCACCUGGACGCUCUCAAGAUGACAUCAGACAGGCCCAUGAUGCAAAUCCUCCUGCACGCCAGCUUCCUGUCCCCAGUGAUCGUGGUCCUGCUCUGGGUGAAGCCCAUCACCCGUGACUUCCUGGAGAACGCGCCCCUCGGCAAGCAGUCCGUCACACUGAUGUCCAGCUCCACCUUUGACUCUGUCCGCUUGUGGACGGUGGUGGCUCUGUGCGCACUUCGCCUGGCGGUCACUCGGAUCCACCUGCAGGCCUACCUCAACCUGGCUGACCGCUGGGUGCAGCAGAUGAAGAGGGAGGCGGGGCGCAUCGCUGCCAUCGAUAUCCAGAGGAAGGUGACUCGUAUCUUCUGCUACCUGACUGUCGUGACUCUGCAGUACCUGGGACCCAUCCUGCUCAUGCUGUUCUCCACCCUGCUGCUCAAAUCAAUGGGUGAUUACUCGUGGGGUUUGUACCCCGAGUCCCCUAGGGUGACCCCGGCUGUGCGCACCGCCCCUGUGGUUCUGUCCCCUAGCCUGGACGAGGAGGGGGAGGAGAUCGAGGAGGACAUCCAGGCGACGGUGGCCCGUGUCUCGGAGGCCCUUGGCUCCCUGCGCAGCGUCUUCACCCCCCUCUUCUACCGCGGCCUCUUCGCCUUCCUCACCUGGUGGGUGGCAGCCUGCCAGCUCAUCACCAGCUUGUUCGGAGUCUACUUCCACCAGUACCUCAUGCAGUCAUAGUCCCGGGUCAGUGUGUCACUGCUCUCUUUGUCUUGGACUCUGAAGCAGUUAGCAGCUUCAAUCACUGAUCGCUCUACUGCUGAGCUGUUGAAUCCAGCCCAGGAGAAUAUAUUGGACUGUGAAACAAGGUUACAUGGUGGAUACUAGGAGUUAAAAGCUAUAGAUAUUGUCAACAAGGUUGCUAAAAGAAUUUCAUAUAUUCUUACUGUGUUUUUUGGGUUUUUUUUUUCGAAUUUAAAUGUUUAAUCUGCGUCAGACGUUGUAGAGCACAGCUCUCUGGCUCACAGCCAGGGUGAUUUUGAAUCUGGCAGCUCAGAGGAUGGCACUGAUCUGAUAGGAUGACUUUUUUGAAAGUUGCUAAAAUAUUACUUGCUAGAAAACGACACACAGCUGACUGAUUCUUUUUAACAAUUUCUGGCGAUUUUUGCAUUUGACCCUUUUAGUAAAAUACAUUUGGAGGGGGAGGGAUUUUAAUCUUGCCUUGUGCUAUUGCCUCAAAAUAGGAUCCAAUUAUAAUUUUUUUAACAGUAUUUCAAGUGCCUGGACCGCAUGAUUUUGAAGUCCUUUGUUGUUUCUUGUCAAGCCAAAAAAAAUGUUUUUAGAGACCCUGCAGAAAUCUUUUUCAAAGGUCCUUACUCGCCUCCCUCAUAUUGCUGAGACAGUCCUCUGUGCAGACGACUCCAUUGGGAGUGUUUCUUUAUGUAGUGAGUUUAGGGCUUGGGUUGUGCUCUUAAGAGUUUUCUUCAUAGCUGCAAAUCAGUCAUGAAUCCACACCUCACAUAGGGACAUGUAUGAACUGUUUCAGUUGCAUUACCUGGAGCUAUUUUCAUAAAGUUUGUCUGAAGCUAUUUCAAUUUUGUGGCUUGCUCAAUCUGGAUUGAUUAUCCUUGCAUUUUUUUUUUUUGUAAAGUUAUUUUUUGUGUGUUUUUCAUUAAGAAAGAAAAACGCAGCAAAACCUUUUCUCUGUAGCAGUUUAAUCUAUUGAAUAAAUCUAUUUAUUGAAAAGAAACGGUGGCAUGUUGUGAGACUGAUGGGUGUGAGUUUUAAUAAAACAAGAACAAUGUUUUGAAGGUAAA